UCUCUCUCUAGACUGUCGCAUUCGGCAUUCCUUUCGUGCGCGACUCACCAACAAUGACCAGUUCAACUCCACUACUCGAUCAACGCCACCGCCAUCUCCAAGAUCAUCGUCAACCCCAUCCAUUGAAGGAGAACCAGAAGAAGAAGAAGAAGAAGCAGCUCCUCUCUCUCUCUCUCUCUCUCUCUCUCUCUCUCUCUAACCUCUGUACGUUGAUCUCUCGUCGGACGCUCCAUGUCUCGGCCACCUCCUCUUUUGUUCCUCCGUCUCUCUCUCCUCCUCGCUCUGUCGCUCCUCGCCCCCUCCCUCUCCCAGCCCCUCCAGCCUCCCUCGGGAAUCCUGAUCGACUGCGGCGCCGCGGCCUCGGCCACCGUGAACGGCCUCCGGUGGCUGGCGGACGCGCCGUUCGUCUCCUCCGGCGCCCCGAGGAGCCUCCCCGUGGCUAACCUGGACCCCCCGCUCUCCACCGUCCGUUCGUUCCCCAACCGUCUCCACCGCAAGUUCUGCUACGUGGUCGACGUCGCCCGCGGCUCCAAUUACAUGGUCAGGAGCACCUACUUCUACGGAGGGGUCAACGGCCGCCCCGACCCGCCGGUCUUCGACCAGAUCGUGGACGGAACUCUCUGGACCGUGGUCAACACCACGGGAGAUUAUAGCGAGGGCGAUUCCACUUAUUACGAAGGGGUGUUCAUGGCUCAGGGCAAGACCAUGAGCUUUUGUCUUGGGGCUAAUAAUUACACGGAAUCGGACCCGUUCAUUUCGGCUCUGGAGUUUGUUCAAUUGAGCGAUUCUGUGUAUAAUUCAACGGAUUUUGGGAGUUCAGCGCUCAGUUUGGUCGCGAGGAAUAGCUUCGGCUACAGCGGAGCUCCCAUUAGAUUUCCUGAUGAUCAAUUUGACCGUCUCUGGGAGCCAUUUGGAGGAAACGGAUCUUUCAAAACAAGCAACAAUUUAACUGUUUCUGGAUUUUGGAAUCUUCCUCCAUUGAAAGUAUUUGAAACAGAGUUGACUGCGCCCGCAUCACAGCCACUGGAGUUGCAAUGGCCUCCGGGUCUUCUGCAAAAUGCAUCAUACUAUAUUGCUCUAUAUUUUGCGAAUGGUCAUGAUUCAGUAGCUGGAGGCUCGAGAAUCCAGAAUAUUACAGUAAAUGGCGUUCCAUAUUACAGCAACUUGAAUGUUACUUCAGAUGGCGUUGUCGUUUUUAGUUCGCAGUGGCGUCUUAAUGGCCUUACAAAGAUAAAUCUGGUUCCUACUAGCGGUUCAACUUUAGGUCCUUCUAUCAAUGCUGGGGAAGUUUUUCAGGUGCUGCCUCUUGGAGGAAGAACUCACACAAGAGAUGUGAUUGCUUUGGAAAAAUUGAAACUCAGCUUGCACAAUCAUCCUAUCGAUUGGAGUGGUGAUCCUUGUUUACCUCAGCAGUACUCCUGGACUGGAGUUACGUGCUCUCAAGGCCGCCGGAUCCGUGUGGUCACUUUAAACCUGACUGGUAUGGGUUUCUCUGGAUCACUGUCACCUUAUGUUGCUAAUAUGACUGCAUUGACUGGCAUCUGGCUCGGAAACAAUCGCUUAUAUGGACCUAUCCCUAACCUCAGUGCAUUGAAGAACCUUGAAAUAUUGCAUUUAAAUGACAAUCAGUUGAAUGGGCCAAUUCCCUCCUCACUUGGAGCCAUAAGUGGCUUGCGAGAACUUUUCUUGCAAAACAAUAAUUUGACUGGUCAAGUUCCAAGCAGUCUCCUUAAUAAGCCCAGAUUGACUCUCAAGGUUUAUGGCAACGGUUUGAUGUCUGCACCACCCCCACGAUAAUGACAAGACUGUAGCUGAAUGCGCAAAAGUGGAAGCAAGAUGGUCAGUGUUAUUGGACAAGUAGAUCAUGUUACUCAUGGGAUCUUUACUUGAAGCUUUUCUGGUUCAUCUAUGAGUUGCGGAAUGGAAGAGUUGCUUCAUUUGGGUCUAGAGCUGUAUGGGCUCUUCUAGCGAUUCAAGUGCCACUCUCUUUGUAAACUGAACAUAGUUGGUUCAUCCUCAGUGCAUUCUUUUAUUCACUUGGUCUGGUUGUGUAAGGCUCCCAUACUGUAUGUUAUGUAUAGGCAAAUCUUCUGAAAAUGAUUUAUUCUUUUGUUUUUCAUCCAUGUGUCUGUAUCAUGAGCAUUCAUGUCUAAUACGAACCUUGCUACAACAAUGUUGAUCUUGCCGGACAACAUAAUUUCAGUUCAGCUGA
Messenger RNA from Rhodamnia argentea, 2212 nucleotides. RefSeq names its product putative leucine-rich repeat receptor-like serine/threonine-protein kinase At2g14440. The record is from RefSeq and is a predicted model, not a curated record. The transcript is spliced from 8 exons. The coding region runs from base 232 to 1797 and encodes 521 amino acids. Gene Ontology annotation, molecular function: protein binding. Lineage: Eukaryota; Viridiplantae; Streptophyta; Magnoliopsida; Myrtales; Myrtaceae.